AUGACUACCACAAUUAUAAAGCCAAAAGUCUUAAGAAUAGGUGAAAUCGAUUUUGCUCACCAAAAGUGGAAGGAGUUAGCUGAAGUGGUUGAAGUGGUUAAAUGUGAAUCAUCAAAUAGAGAGGAAUUUUUCAAAGAUUUAAAAACCAAAUAUCUGGAUAUAACCAACAUCACUAGAUCAUUUGCUAGUAUUGAACAAACGGGUAGAUUUGAUGAAGAGUUGGUGAGCCACUUGCCAGAAAGCGUUAAGGCCGUCAGCCACUGUGGAGCAGGGUACGACCAAAUAGAUGUCGAACCACUUUCCAAUAGAAAGAUACAAUUAUCCAAUGUCACUACUCCAGUCGAAGCACCAACUGCCGAUGUAGCUGUAUUCUUAAUUUUGUCUACUUUAAGAAACUUUCAGAUCGGACAUGAUUUAACAGUUCAAGGAAAGUGGCCAAAGGGAGGAAAAUGCGCUGGUGCAGCAUUAGGACACGAACCUCUGAGCCAAACGGUUGGUAUUUUCGGUAUGGGUGGUAUCGGGAGAGCUAUUAGAGACAGAUUAACACCAUUUGGCUUCAAGAAAAUUAUCUACCAUAAUCGUAGCCAGUUAUCCCCGGAAUUAGAAGGAGAUGCUGAAUACGUUUCUUUCGAUCAAUUGUUAAGUGAAAGUGAUGUUAUUUGCGUGAGUAUUCCAUUAAACGGAAAGACUAAGCAUUCGAUUAAUAGCGAGACCAUCAGCAAAAUGAAAGAUAAAGUAGUUAUCGUCAACACUGCUAGAGGAGCCAUUAUCAAUGAAGCCCAAUUACUCGAAAACUUGAAAUCGGGCAAAGUUGGUGCCUUUGGUUCCGACGUGUUCGAAUUUGAACCAGAAGUCUCUCAAGAAUUGCUUGAUUUACCUAAUGUAGUCAGUCUUCCACACAUGGGUACUCAUACAUAUGAGUCCAUUCAAAAUAUGGAAGAAUUUGUUGUCGAUAAUGUUUUCAGCCAUUUGUAUUCUGGUAAAGUCAAGACUAUCGUUCCAGAACAAUACAACUUACAAUUCGACGAAACCCCGUUGCUCGCAAAAUAA
Molecule: messenger RNA, 1050 nt
Organism: Debaryomyces fabryi
Lineage: Eukaryota; Fungi; Ascomycota; Pichiomycetes; Serinales; Debaryomycetaceae
Product: D-mandelate dehydrogenase-like dehydrogenase
Exons: 1
Coding region: 1-1050 (349 amino acids)
Cellular component (GO): cytosol
Molecular function (GO): NAD binding; glyoxylate reductase (NADPH) activity; hydroxypyruvate reductase [NAD(P)H] activity
Source: RefSeq, a predicted model, not a curated record